Messenger RNA from Andrographis paniculata, 3126 nucleotides. RefSeq names its product protein ENHANCED DISEASE RESISTANCE 2-like. The transcript is spliced from 24 exons. Gene Ontology annotation, molecular function: lipid binding. Lineage: Eukaryota; Viridiplantae; Streptophyta; Magnoliopsida; Lamiales; Acanthaceae. The record is from RefSeq and is a predicted model, not a curated record. Bases 649 to 2808 code for a protein of 719 amino acids.
UUCCGCAACGGACAAUUCUGAUCCUAUGCUUUCAAAUUCGCAGUGAACUCGCCGGCGUCUCUUCCACGCACGCGACAGCGGCCGCGCGUUCACUGCACGCGCAUACAGUUAUAAAAAUAAAUUAAAAGAUUUUUGCUCUCUAGUACGCGCGGCUCCGUGAAAGGUUGUGAGUCAUUCUAGUCAACGGAUAUCGUUGAUGGACUACUGUACAAACGCUACACGUCUGCAUAUGCAGGUGGAUAGUUCCGAGAAUUGAUGAAAUUUCGCUACAAAGGAUUCCGAGGAAGAAGAAGAUCGCUGGUGUUGGAAUCGAUCUUUGAUCGCGCUGCGAUACGCGGAAGGUUUUGGCGGAGUUUGUGAUUGUGUGGGUGUGAUUUGAUUUUUUUAGUUUUUGAGAGGUUUUUGAUAUUCAGGAGCUUCUUCCGUUUCUUUUAUGUGGAUUUUGAAAAUUUUGCUUUAAUUAGAUUUUCGAAUUCAAGUGGAAUAAGUUCCGUUGAAUUCAAAGUAGAGAAGAACUCUUUUCUUGAGGUUUUUGCGAUUUUCUUUUGGGAUAUUUCGCGUAGUAACGUGUAGCAAGAUAUAUUGCUUUAAAGGCUGCGGUACUACGCGCGGCAAUUCAUUGAAUAUUGCGGAAUUAGAGCAGUGGAGAUGUCGAGUUCGAAGGUGGUGUGCGAGGGAUGGAUGGUUAGGUAUGGGCGUAGAAAGAUUGGGAGAUCAUUCAUUCAUAAACGGUAUUUUGUGCUGGAUUCUCGACUGUUAGCCUACUACAAGAAAAAGCCUACAGACAACGUGGUGCCAAUCAAGAGUCUAGCAAUAGAUGGAAACUGUAGGCUGGAGGAUCGGGGGCUGAAGACUCACCAUGGACAUAUGAUUUAUGUUCUGUCGGUUUAUAACAAGAAAGAGAAGUACAAUCGGAUGACGAUGGCAGCCUUCAAUAUUCAGGACGCACUCAUGUGGAAAGAAAAGAUUGAAUCUGUUAUUGAUCAGCAGCACCAAGAAUCUCGAGCUACUGAUGGUAAUAAGUAUCAUUCUUUUGAGUACAAAUCUGGCAUGGAUAAUGAAAGAAGUGCUGAAUCAUCAGAUCAUGAAAGCCUAUUUAGUGCUGAAGAGGAUGAAGACAGUUCUCGUCCAAGUUUGCAACGAAGAAUGACAAUGGGGAGAGGUCCUCCUGAGUCUGUUGUUGAUUGGACAAAGGAAUUGGAUUCUGACUUGGCUCAUCAGAGUUCUAGUAAUCAUGCAUUUUCUAGAAAGUAUUGGCGCCUUCUUCAGUGCCAAAAUGGGCUUCGGAUUUUUGAGGAGCUUCUUGAAGUGGAUUUUCUUCCUAAGAGCUGCAGUAGAGCAAUGAAAGCUGUGGGUGUAGUGGAGGCUACCUGCGAAGAAAUAUUUGAGCUUGUGAUGAGCAUGGAUGCAACUCGAUUUGAGUGGGAUUGCAGUUUCCAGUAUGGUAGCUUAGUUGAAGAAGUAGACGGACAUACUGCUAUAUUAUAUCAUGCUCUUCAGUUAGACUGGUUUCCUACGUUUGUUUGGCCUCGUGAUCUCUGCUAUGUACGCUACUGGCGUCGAAAUGAUGAUGGGAGUUAUGUUGUUCUGUUUCGUUCGAGGGAGCAUGAGAAUUGUGGCCCGCAACCUGGAUAUGUGCGAGCUCAUAUUGAGAGUGGAGGGUUUAAUAUAUCUCCUCUAAAACCUCGUAAUGGAAGGCCCAGAACACAGGUCCAACAUCUUAUGCAGAUUGAUCUGAAGGGAUGGGGAGCUGGUUAUGUUUCAUCUUUUCAGCAACACUGUCUUCUUCAGAUGCUAAAUUGUGUUUCUGGAUUGCGGGAAUAUUUUUCUCAAACUGAUGAAAGGACUGCUGCCCCUAGAAUACCUGUUAUGGUUAAUAUGACAUCAAUGUCCAGUUCCUCAAAAAGGAGUCAGAAACUCAAGUUAACUUCUAUUUCUCACCGGAGUCCUUCUCUUGAUCAAAUACAUGCAGCAAAUCAGCAUGCUGUUUUGAUGGAUGAAUACUCUGAUGAGGAUGAGGAUUUUCAGACUGAUCAGGAGGCCACAGAUGUAGAGGAGAAAAGAAUUGCCUCUGAAGAAGAUCCUCAAGACCAAAUAGAUUUGUCCAUUUUCUCGGGUAACCUCCGCCGUGAUGACCAUGAUAAGGCUCGUGACUGUUGGACAGUGUCUGACGGGAGCAACUUCAGAGUUCGUAGCAAGAGUUUCUGUUAUGAUAAAUCGAAGUCUCCUGCUGGUAAACAUCUUAUGGAUCUUGUUGCUGUUGACUGGUUUAAAGACACAAAACGGAUGGAUCAUGUUGCCAAGCGCAGCGGUUGUGCAGCACAAGUUGCAUCAGCUAAAGGAUAUUUCUCAAUUGUCUUUAAUCUGCAAGUACCUGGAUCGACGCACUAUAGCAUGGUAUUUUACUUUGUCACAAAGAAAUUAGCACCACGAUCGCUCUUGCAUCGGUUUGUUGAUGGGGAUGAUGAGUUUCGUAAUAGUAGACUGAAGCUUAUUCCAUCUGUACCGAAGGGCUCUUGGAUUGUGCGUCAGAGCGUUGGGAGCACCCCUUGUUUGCUAGGAAAAGCAGUUGAUUGCAACUAUUUCCGCGGCGCUAACUACUUGGAAGUUGAUGUCGACAUUGGUUCUUCAACCGUGGCCAACGGUGUUUUGGGGCUUGUAAUCGGCGUGAUCACUACACUCGUUGUUGAUAUGGCUUUUCUAGUACAGGCCAAUACCCCGGAAGAGUUGCCGGAACGGCUAAUCGGCGCUGUCCGAAUCUCCCAUCUACAGCUCUCAUCAGCAGUAGUCCCUGCACUGGACUCAUGACCACAUCCAACCACACAGGGUCCACAGGCCUGUGAAACUUCAUGUUUCGACGCAGGCCGAUAAAAAGGCCUGAAACCUACGAAGAGGGAAGAUUUCAAUGAGUUCGAGCUAGGCGGUCAGAGUAAGAAAUAAGAGUUAGGAUAUCGAUCCAAGCGGGAGUUCAGGGGAUGCAGAUGGAAGAAUUUCCAGUGCAACUUCCUUGAGGGAUGGCAUUGUCUGUUGCUCGUGCACACGUACAUAUUCGUUGCUUCUAACUUUCCUCAGCACUUUCCACGCCCCCGGGUAGCACCUGUUUUAAUUAUUUCCCAUAUUCGUUGA